This is a messenger RNA of Entelurus aequoreus (snake pipefish), 2340 nucleotides long. RefSeq names its product gelsolin-like. The coding region runs from base 107 to 2290 and encodes 727 amino acids. The record is from RefSeq and is a predicted model, not a curated record. The transcript has 19 exons. NCBI's taxonomy places the organism in Eukaryota, Metazoa, Chordata, Actinopteri, Syngnathiformes, Syngnathidae. Gene Ontology annotation, biological process: barbed-end actin filament capping; actin filament severing; actin polymerization or depolymerization. Gene Ontology annotation, molecular function: phosphatidylinositol-4,5-bisphosphate binding; actin filament binding. Gene Ontology annotation, cellular component: cytoplasm; actin cytoskeleton.
GACUUGGUUCGUUAGGAGCAGGUGUGUAUCAUAAUCAUCAGGUGAGUAUAAAUGUGACUCACCUGUCAGGUGUGCGCAGCUUCAACGUCUUACUGAAGGUGACAUCAUGGCGACCCAGGCCGAGUUUGAGCACGCGGCUGAGGAGGCGGGGCUCUAUGUGUGGCGGGUGGAGACCUUGGAGCUGGUUCCUGUUCCUGAGAGUCUUUACGGGAGCUUCUACUGCGGCGACGCCUACCUGGUCCUCCGCACCCUGCCACGUGAGCGCCACCUGCGGCGCCACCUGCACUACUGGCAAGGUGCCGAGUGCUCCCAGGACGAGGCGGCGGCCGCCGCCAUCUUGACAGUCCAGCUGGACGACUUCCUGGGGGGGUCGGCGGUCCAGUACCGUGAAGUCCAGAGCCACGAGUCCGCCACUUUCGCCGGCUACUUCAAAACGGGACUCAAGUACUUGGCGGGGGGCGUGGCUUCUGGCUUUCGACACGUGGAGAUGGCCGUGGACGCGCCGAGGCUGCUGCAGGUCAAAGGUCGGCGCGUGGUCCGGGCAACCGAAGUCCCGGUCGGCUGGGAGAGCUUCAACCGAGGGGACACCUUCAUCCUGGACCUGGGGCAGGAUGUGGUCCAGUGGUCCGGUUCCCGUAGCAACCCCUUUGAGAGGCUGAAGGCCACCAUGCUCUCCAAGGAUAUCCGCGACAACGAGCAUUGUGGGCGGGGCCAGCUGCUGAUCUGCGAGGAAGGGGAGGAAGAUGAGAAGAUGCUGGAGGUGCUCGGAAAGAAGCCGGAGCUGCCGCGGGCGCACCUUGACGACGCCAAGAUGGACGCCCGCAACAGGAAACGGGCAAAACUCUUCAAGGUGUCCAACGCAGACGGCGACUUGGACGUCACCAUGGUUGCUGAAGUCAGCCCGUUCUCCCAGAACGCCUUGCGGUCCAGCGACUGUUUCCUCCUGGACAACGGAACCAACGGAGACAUCUACGUGUGGAAAGGCAAGGGAGCCAACACCCAGGAGCGUCUUGCCGCUCUUAGAACUUCAGAAGAGUUUAUCAAGAAGAUGAACUACCCAACCCACACCAAGGUCCAGGUUCUUCCUGAGUACGGGGAGACGCCGCUCUUUAAGCAGUUCUUCCAGGACUGGAGCGAUCCCGACAACACCGCUAGCAAUGGAAUGUCUUGCGUGUCCAACCAGAUUGCACCGCUUGAAAAGGUCCAGUUUGACGUGACUUCUUUCUACGGGUCAGAGGCCAUGGCGGCACGAUACGGAAUGUUGGACGCAGGCGACGGAGGCAAACAGGUGUGGCGCAUUGAGGGGUGUGACAAAGUGGCGGUGGACUGCUCAGCCAUUGGUCAGUUUUACGGGGGAGACAUUUACCUCAUCUUGUAUCAGUACCAGCACAACCAGCGAGGAGGCCACAUCAUCUACAUCUGGCAAGGGGCGGAGUCUAGUCAAGAUGAGCGUACCGCCGCUGCCAUUUUGGCUGUUGAGAUGGAUGACGAACUGGGGGGAGGUGCUGUGCAGGUGCGUGUUGUCCAGGGAAAAGAGCCCGCACACUUCAUAAGCCUGUUUCACGGCCAACCAAUGGUGGUCUACAAGGGUGGGACAUCCCGACUCGAGGGCCAAACGCAGGUGGCGGACACUCGCCUGUUCCAAGUCCGAGCCAACGUUGCCGGUGACACCAGAGCUGUAGAGGUCCAUCCGUCCGCCUCCAGUCUGAACUCGAACCACGCCUUCCUUCUGGAGGCAUCUCCCACAUGUUGGAUAUGGAGAGGGGUCAACAGCAGCUCGGCCGAAGUCCGUGGCGCAGAACUUCUUUCUGAACUCCUGCAGAGGACUCCCAUCACGUUGGAGGAAGGCGGGGAGGAAGAGGAUUUCUGGACUGCAAUGGGUGGGCCGGGUGAUUAUUGUCGGGCUCCCCGUCGGAAAAACCAGACGGAUGCUCACCCUCCUCGCCUGUUUGCCUGCUCCAACAGGACUGGAAACUUCUCGAUGGAGGAAGUUCCAGGUGAGCUGACGCAGGAGGACCUGGCUCCUGAUGAUGUCAUGGUCUUGGACACCUGGGACCAGGUUUUCGUUUGGAUUGGAAAGGAUUCACGCAAUCAAGAGAAAAGGGAGGCCGUAGCGACAGCUUCAAGGUACAUGGAGAGCGACCCGGCCCAGAGAGACCCUGGCACUCCCAUUGUGACGGUGAAACAGGGAUUGGAACCGCCCACCUUCAGCGGCUGGUUCCUGGGCUGGGACCAUGAGUACUGGACCACAGACCCCUUGGAGCGAGUCAUGGAGGCGCUGCAGGCGUGAUCAUGUGACCAUGACAUCACUAACUAAAAUAAAUACUUCCUGUUUGCAAA